Molecule: messenger RNA, 4103 nt
Organism: Cuscuta campestris
Lineage: Eukaryota; Viridiplantae; Streptophyta; Magnoliopsida; Solanales; Convolvulaceae
Source: the annotation of a GenBank genome assembly
AUUGAAAAAAUUUAUUAAAAUAUAAUAAAAUAUUGAUUAUUCUAUGUAAAAUUAAAUAUAUCCUCAAAAUAUAUUACUCAUAAUCUCUCCCAUUUUGCUUUCUUUUCUAUGCCCAGCCCAGCAAUAAUCACCCCUCCCAACCCCGUCUUCUCGAAUCAGGUUUUCCUAUUGCUCUCCGGACACAAACCGAUCAGAUGGUUUCCUCUGCUCUGACGGUUUGAGUAGUAGAAUAUCUCCUGGCCUGAUAAAGUGUAUAUUUCGUCGCCGGAAGAUAUGACGAGGUUUCAGGUCGGCGGGAAAGUGGUGGACAGUGUGGAUUUGCUGAGGAAGAGGCACCAGUUGUGGCGUCUCGACCUCUGGCCCUUCGUGGCUUUAUAUGUGCUCUGGCUGGCAGCCGUCGUUCCUAGCUUGGAUUUUGUGGACGCCUGUAUAGUUCUCGGCGUCAUAGCAGUUUCCCAUAUUCUCGUCUUCCUCUUCACUCUCUGGUCCGUCGAUUUCAAAUGCUUUGUUAAGUAUUCAAAGGUGUGUGAUAUUCAUCUUGCCGAUGCCUGCAAAAUUACUCCAGCAAAAUUCUGUGGCUCUAAAGAAGUUGUGCCUCUAUACUUUAGAAAGCUGUCAUCUGCAUCCUCUAAAGAUGGGGAAGAGAUUUAUUUUGAUUUCAGGAAGCAACAGUUUAUCUAUUCAAUUGAGAAGGAAACAUUUUGUAAGCUUCCCUAUCCUUCCAAGGAAUUAUUUGGAUACUAUCUUAAGAACACUGGACUUGGAUCCGAAGCUAAAGUUAUUGCUGCUACUGAAAAAUGGGGCCGGAAUGUAUUUGAAUAUCCUCAGCCCACAUUUCAGAAAUUAAUGAAAGAACAAUGCAUUGAGCCUUUUUUUGUAUUCCAGGUCUUUUGUGUUGGUUUGUGGUGUUUGGAUGAAUACUGGUACUAUAGUUUGUUCACCUUAUUUAUGCUGUUUAUGUUUGAAUCAACAAUGGCCAAGAGCCGUUUAAAGACACUCUCUGAGCUUAGACGUGUGAGAGUUGAAAGCGAGACUUUGAUGGCGCAUCGUUGUGGCAAGUGGGUAAAAUUAUCUGGAACCGACCUACUGCCCGGAGAUUUGGUGUCUAUUGGUCGUUCUGUUGGUCAAACUGGAGAAGACAAGAAUGUGCCAGCUGACAUGCUUUUGCUAGCUGGAAGUGCUAUUGUGAAUGAGGCUAUACUUACUGGUGAAUCGACUCCCCAGUGGAAGGUUUCAAUCAUGGGUAGAGGAUCUGGUGAGAGAUUAUCAGCUAGACGAGAUAAAGCUCAUGUCCUUUUUGGGGGAACAAAGAUUUUGCAGCACACACCAGAUAAGACAUAUCACAUAAAGACCCCCGAUGGUGGUUGCUUGGCAGUUGUUCUACGAACUGGGUUUGAGACUAGCCAAGGAAAAUUGAUGCGUACUAUUCUAUUUUCCACUGAGCGGGUUACUGCUAACAGCUGGGAAAGUGGACUAUUCAUUCUCUUUUUGGUUGUAUUUGCACUGAUUGCUGCUGGCUAUGUUCUUCUAAAGGGACUUGAGGACCCAACAAGAAGUAGAUACAAGCUGGCUCUCAGUUGUUCCUUGAUUAUUACAUCAGUCAUCCCCCCUGAGUUACCAAUGGAGUUAUCAAUAGCUGUUAAUACAUCUUUGAUUGCAUUAGCACGCCACGGGAUAUUCUGCACUGAGCCGUUCCGAAUCCCGUUUGCUGGGAAGGUUGAUUUAUGUUGUUUUGAUAAGACUGGGACAUUGACAUCGGAUGACAUGGAGUUCUCUGGAGUUGUUGGGUUGACAGAUAGUGAAGAAUUGGAAAGAGAUAUGAGUAAAGUCCCAUUGCGAGCCUUGGAAAUUCUUGCCUCUUGCCAUGCAUUAGUUUUUGUGGAUAAUAAGUUGGUUGGCGAUCCUCUAGAGAAAGCUGCACUUAAGGGGAUUGAUUGGUCAUAUAAAUCAGAUGAAAAGGCCAUGCCAAGAAAGGGUGGAGGUGAGGCUGUUCAAAUUGUGCAUAGGCACCAUUUUGCAUCUCACUUGAAAAGGAUGUCAGCGGUUGUUUGUGUUCAGGAACAAUAUUUUGCUUUUGUAAAGGGUGCACCAGAAACAAUUCAGGAGAGAUUGGUUGAAGUGCCCCAAUUUUAUGUCCCUACUUACAAGAAAUAUACACGUCAAGGAUCUCGAGUGUUGGCCCUGGCUUUCAAAUCUCUACCAGAGAUGACAGUUAGUGAAGCUAGAAGCCUGGAGAGAGAUACUGUGGAAAGUGGCCUGACUUUUGCUGGCUUUGCGGUAUUUAAUUGCCCGAUCAGAGGAGAUUCAGCCACUGUAUUGUCUGAGUUGAAACAAUCAUCACAUGAUUUGGUAAUGAUUACCGGCGAUCAAGCCUUAACAGCUUGUCAUGUAGCUAGUCAAGUUCACAUCAUUUCCAAACCUGCCAUGAUUCUCGGCCUUGCAAAGAAUUGUGACAAGUAUGUCUGGGUCUCACCUGAUGAGACUGAGACAGUUAGUUACAGUGAAAAUGAAGUUGAAGCACUCUCUGAGACUUAUGAUCUUUGUAUUGGAGGUGAUUGUGUUGAGAUGUUGCAGCAGACAUCAGCUACUCUUAAAGUUAUUCCAUAUGUCAAGGUUUUUGCCAGGGUUGCCCCAGAGCAAAAGGAACUUAUUAUGACCACUUUUAAGUCUGUGGGAAGGAUUGCACUUAUGUGUGGUGAUGGAACUAACGACGUUGGGGCUUUGAAACAGGCACAUGUUGGAGUGGCUUUGCUGAAUGCAAUUGUUCCUCCCUCCAAGACUGAGAAAUCUGCAUCUGGUGGAUCAUCUAAAGCUGAAACCUCAAGAACUGUUCCCAAGUCAAAGAAAGUCAAGCCUGCAGUUGAAAACGGAGACAGCGCCACGAAACGCCGAGCUACGUCGAUGUCAGCAUCUGGCCAAGCCCGCCACCUCACCCCAGCCGAGGCGCAACGCGAGAAGCUGAAGAAAAUCAUGGAAGAACUGAACGAGGGCGGCGGCGACGGCCAAGCGCCCAUCGUCAAGCUCGGGGACGCCUCGAUGGCGUCCCCCUUCACGGCGAAGCACGCCUCGGUGGGCCCCACCACGGACAUAAUCCGGCAAGGGCGGAGCACCCUCGUGACCACCCUCCAGAUGUUCAAGAUCCUCGGCCUCAACUGCCUCGCCACCGCCUACGUGCUGAGCGUGAUGUACCUGGAUGGCGUCAAGCUUGGCGACGUCCAGGCCACCAUCAGCGGCGUCUUCACCGCCGCCUUCUUCCUCUUCAUCUCCCACGCCCGCCCCAUCCAACACCUCUCCCCGGAGCGGCCCCACCCCAACAUCUUCUGCGCCUACGUCUUCCUCUCCCUCCUCGGCCAGUUCGCCGCCCACAUCCUCUUCCUCGUCUCCUCCGUCAACGAGGCCGCCAAGUACAUGCCGGAGGAAUGCAUCGAGCCGGACUCCGACUUCCACCCCAACCUCGUCAACACCGUCUCUUACAUGGUGGGCAUGAUGCUACAGGUCGCCACCUUCGCCGUGAACUACAUGGGCCGGCCUUUCAACCAGAGCAUAUCGGAGAACAAGCCCUUCUUGUAUGCCCUCUUGGCGGCUGUUGGGUUUUUCACUGUCAUAACAUCUGACCUGUUCAGGGGCUUGAAUGACUGGUUGAAGCUGGUCCCAUUGCCAAUGGGAUUGAGGGACAAGCUGUUGAUAUGGGCCGUCGUCAUGUUCUUGGGCUGCUACUCGUGGGAACGGUUCUUGAGAUGGGCCUUCCCCGGGAAGAUGCCCGCGUGGAAGCCCAAACAAAGGCGCGCUGCCGCAAGCACUGAGAAGAAGCUGGUUUAGAUUAUCGCCGUGGCGGCCGGGCUGCUCCAUACAAACCCCAAUGGUAUGUGAAAUUAAUUUUUGAUCGUACCUUCUUUUCUUCUGGACAUGUAGGGUCCGUUUGGCAACGACUUCUGCGUUUUUUGAAAAAAAGUUAUUCAAUGUCGUUGCUUACUCUAAAAAAAUUUAUCCAAAAUGCUAAUUUCAAACGAGGCCAUAGUGAGAAACGAUGUAUAACACGUUUCUGCUUUUUCCCAUUUUUGGGAGAUAUUAGAAGCAAGGAGUGUAGGUAUACCCAAGGUUUG